Molecule: messenger RNA, 1380 nt
Organism: Aspergillus melleus
Lineage: Eukaryota; Fungi; Ascomycota; Eurotiomycetes; Eurotiales; Aspergillaceae
Product: adaptin-binding domain-containing protein
Exons: 3
Coding region: 1-1380 (459 amino acids)
Biological process (GO): vesicle-mediated transport
Molecular function (GO): protein-macromolecule adaptor activity
Source: RefSeq, a predicted model, not a curated record
AUGCCCACCACCACCUCCCAAGACCCGUCCCAGCAACACCAACAAAAACAACAACGAAUCCCUAACCCCCGCCGCCUCCUCAUCCUCUCGCCCUCUUCGCAUUCCCCCACCACCAUUCCUCCCUUCCUGCACGCCCUCACCGGUACCCCGGUCCUCGAGGCCCCGUCUACAGCUACAGCCACAGCUACAUCUACAACAACACCGAGUUUCGCAGGCUACACGACCCAUCCGCCCCUGCAGAUCCGUAAUCGGUAUUAUGUCGCUGAGGUGCCGGUUUGGGUUGAUGAGAUUGCGCUGGAGGGAGAGUCAUCCUUGCCCCCAGUUUCAACCUCAACAGCAACAGCAGAGCCAGCACAGCCCCAGUCCGCGAACAAAUUCGAAGGAGAACAAGAACAAAUAGAAGAACCCAUAACCACGCCCUCGCUCUGGAAAAAAGAAUUCUCCGGCCCAGAAGCCCAAGUCGUGAGGGAUGCUAUUGGCGCGGUGGUUUUGUGUAUCGUGAAUCCGACCCCCGGGGCCUCUUCUUCUUCUUCUUCUUCUGGUGCUUCCGGGUCAAGUUCAAAGACGGAGAUAGCGCCGGAGACGCAGACGCAGGUUGAUCGACUUAGGGAGUUUCUGCGCGCGGUUGGGGACGUGCGCGCUUUGAUUGAGGAGGAGAGGGGUGGGUUGGGGGAUGUACCUGGACUGGUUGUUUUGGUGGGAGGAGGGGGGCAAGGUGCGACGGGCCAGCAGAAGAAACAGGAUCUAGGGGGUGGGAGAGGAGGAGGAGGAGGAGGGCAGGGCUCAGGGAUGGGUGAUUUAAGUGCCGAUCUAGGUGGCGAUCUAGAUCUGGAUGUCGAUGCCGAGGAACCGUUCUCUGUCCCCUGGUGGGAAGAUCAAUUAUAUGAGAUGGGGUUGAUUGGGAUGGAAGUUGUGAGUUGGGAUCCGAAGGCUGGAGGGGGGGAGGAGACGGAGGAGAGGAAUCAGUUUGGAGAAUACCAAGGCCUGCGCCGCAUCCGCGAAGUCCUAGAAACGCACGACUGGGCGCCAUUGUCUCUUUCUGACGACGAAGACAAGGACGGCGAUGUCGAGGCCGACGAGAUCGAGAAGAUGCUGCUCGGUGCGGACGCCGACGAGGACGAGGACACGGGUUUUGGGCUGGAAGUUAACGAGCUGGAGCGCGAGAUGGUGGGGUUGCGGUUUGCGAUUGAGCGAGGUGGAGGGAGUGGGCGGCCGGACGAGGAUUCGGAGCAUGAAGGUGAUGAUGAGUUGAGGGUUGAUGCGGUCGAGGCGUUGAUGUUAAGGAUGGCUGCUAUUAGAGAUAUGAGCGAGGAAUUACCCGAACAUGAACGCAAACGAUUCGCGGCCAAGGCUGUACGAGAUAUCAUGAAGGAGAUAUGA